UAAAUACAUCUCAAAAUUUAUCUUCUUAGGUCCUUGCGAAUUACAAGAUUUACCAACUGAAGGACCACCGGUACGAUAUUGGCAGUUUGAACGUACACCACUGAAACAGUGGACAGCCAGGUUUUUGUGUCCUUCCGAUAUGGAACAGAAAAUUGAGCAGCGUGUGGAGCAUUUGCAAGGUGAACGAUGGGAUUACAAAGCUUGGUGGUACGAGCCAGUUUCGGCGGUUUGGACUGACUAUGGAAAGUGGGCCGCUGAACGGAUAAAAAAUCAGCCAUACGAACUUUAGGC
Messenger RNA from Gongylonema pulchrum, 291 nucleotides. NCBI's taxonomy places the organism in Eukaryota, Metazoa, Nematoda, Chromadorea, Rhabditida, Gongylonematidae. The record is from the annotation of a GenBank genome assembly.